This is a messenger RNA of Manihot esculenta (cassava), 1837 nucleotides long. RefSeq names its product probable UDP-3-O-acylglucosamine N-acyltransferase 2, mitochondrial. The transcript is spliced from 10 exons. The record is from RefSeq and is a predicted model, not a curated record. Gene Ontology annotation, biological process: lipid A biosynthetic process. Lineage: Eukaryota; Viridiplantae; Streptophyta; Magnoliopsida; Malpighiales; Euphorbiaceae. The coding region runs from base 232 to 1125 and encodes 297 amino acids.
UGAAAAAAUUAUGAAUUAAGUUGUAAUUAGUGUGAAAAUUUGAGAUUAAAUUGUAAAUUUUACUUCAUUUUCUUUUUCUUUUAUUUCGGUGGCGCCGCUAGCUGCCUUUUCAUCAGUCAUCCUUUCUAAAUAAGUAAAUUGUAAAGCGUAUACAUUCUGUUAUUCAAAAACAAAGGAAGCAAAGAUCGUCCCUUCAAUGUCCUACUCCGGCUACUGCUAAUCACAUUUGCAAUGGCAAUUUCUGCCAACAGAUCAUACUAUAUCGGCGCCUCCAAUCUCUUCUUCUAUCGUACUCCAGUGAACCCAAUUGUGGAACGUGUUCGCGCUUUAUGUGCAUUGCUUGGUGGUCCUGCUAUCCGUUACCAGUGCUCGAUGCCUUUGGUCUCUCGAAUUGCAGAUGGUGCUGGAACAAAUCACGAUGAGUUUUCAAGAUGGGGUAAUGGAGGUGGAACCUUCCACAAAUCAGCUCGUGUCGACCCAACAGCAAUUAUGGAAAUCGGUGCGAUUGUUCAUUCCAAAGCUGUACUGGAUGCGAAUGUUUAUGUUGGAUCAGGAGCCGUUAUUGGACCUGCUGUUACUGUUGGUCAAUCAACAAAGAUAGGGUAUAAUGUUUCACUUAGCAAUUGCACUAUAGGUGAUCAUUGUGUAAUCCACAAUGGAGUUUGCAUUGGUCAAGAUGGAUUUGGUUUUUUUGUGGAUGAGCAGGGAAGCAUGGUGAAGAAACCUCAACUUCUGAAUGCUAAGAUAGGAAAUCAUGUAGAGAUUGGGGCAAAUACGUGCAUCGAUAGAGGCAGCUGGAGGGACACGGUUAUUGGUGAUCAUUCAAAGAUAGACAAUUUAGUCCAAAUUGCUCAUAAUGUAGUUAUUGGAAAGAGCUGCUUGCUCUGUGGACAAGUUGGAAUUGCUGGUUCUGUGACGAUAGGAGAUUAUGUUACUUUAGGGGGAAGGGUAGCGGUUCGUGAUCAUGCCUCUAUCACAUCAAAGGUCCGGCUGGCUGCUAAUAGUUGUGUUACCAAGGAUAUAACAGAGCCUGGGGAUUAUGGUGGCUUCCCUGCAGUACCUAUUCAUCAAUGGCGGAGACAAAUUGCUAAUCAUUCCCGUCUUUCUAAGAAAUCGAUUUCAUAGGUUUAAUAGGUAACUGUGUUCUUAAGUUGAGGGUUCUGGCCCAUUGAUUAUAAAUGUGAAAUGUGAUUUCAGAAUUUCUAGUAGAUUUGCAGCCUCAUAAGCAAGUAGAGAAGCAAAUUUUGGUGUAAUCUUUAAUACAAGUGAGUUUUGUGUCACCUAAUCUGCCCUCUGUUAAUGAAUUUGUGAUAAAUGUAACAGUGGCAAAAUUUAAUCCUCCCAGAUAUAUGCAGUGAACCCUGGGUCCAUAUAACUGAUACAUAUUUGUUUUGAUUUUUGGCCAUGCAAUAGUUUAAUUACAACAUUCACCAUCAAUUUUGAGAAAACAUCGAUUUUAAUAGAAAAUUUUUGGUUUCAUGUAGGUUAAGCAUCCUUUUAUGUAUAAAUGUAUAAGCUUCAGCAUUUUCAUGAUAACUCAGUUUUUCCAAGUUUGUCAGAUAUAGACAAGUGAAGAUUGAAGGGAUACUAAUCAAAUAGCAGUCCUAAUUCAAGUAUUUCUUUUGCUUGAAAUUGUCAAGAGUUCCUAACUCAUGUUAAAUAUGAGGUUACUCACCAUAGGUGUUGUUAUCACUGUUUAUCUGUAUUUUAUUGAGCUGAAUGUGUAGAACUGAGUCGAGAUGGCAAGAUUGAACAGGAAGCACACCUACAUGAUCAUUUAAUUGUCAUUGUUAUGAAACAUAAUAUCAUCAAAUAUUUCAUUGUACUGUGAUAUAAA